UUUUAAUCACCUGCGCAUACCACUGAUACCCAGCCUCCUUGUCUUGUCUGUCCUUCUCGCACAUGCUUUGUUCUUCAGCGAGUAUAAUUCCUGUCCUGAGUACGCUGGAUGUCUGAUUCUUUCCAUUUCGGCCAUGCCCGCCCGGGAAACCAAAGUAUUUGAGUAUCCAAGGCCGGUGUCACCUGUUUCUGCCGACGAGAUCCCAAUCUGCGCCGACACAAUCGUUUACCAUGACCAGGCGAAAGGUGUCCAGAUGGAUGCAGAGCAAAGAGCGGCCAAAAGGCAACGCAUCGAGCGCUGCGCCACAGCCUACCUCCGAGGCGAACCUUUAUCUAUUCUCACGGCUCAACUGAGAGGACCCUUUGAACCCGGUUGGAGGAAUCCUUGGGCGAAAAGGACCAUUGCUAAACCGAGGAAUUCUGGUACAACUCAAGAGAAGCCUACACGACUUACCCGUGCAACAAAGCAAGCGAAAGAUAACUCUGCAGGGUGUAACUUAAGUCCAACAAGAAGGGGAGAAAGACAGGAAAAGAGUCCUGAUGCACUUGUUGGGAAGGCGGAUGGAGGACGUUCUAAGAGAAAUAAGGCGGAAGACUGGUUGACGAGGAACGCAGCACAUCAAAGGCCAGAGAACAGAGAGCAGUCCUUGCUCCCUUCAUCCCCGAGUGAACGCAGGGUCAAGAGGCUGGAAGCUCGAAAACGGAAUGUCGAUCUUCCUGUCCCAGUGGACGCUGGUAACACCAUCGCGAGCAAUUCGGCUUCUCUUUCUUGCAGCACACCGCUUUUGGAACAAUCCCAUAAGUUGAAGAGCGGCCUUCCAUCCCAUCUCAACUCGUCGGCCCCGCAAACUGCUCCGCUAGCACGUAACGGCCACAACUACUCGCUAAGGGAAAAGAACAAAGACAAACAGGUUGGGUUGACGGAUCAUUACGAGGCAGCGAAGGCAUUCCGCACGAACGAAUCCACGGCAGAAUGUGCCAUCCUAAACUUGAAAUGUGGAGCAGAACAUCAUCCCGCAUCCGAUACCGACCCAUUUGCUUCUCAACCUGGCGACCAAGACGAUUCCGAUAUAUUGGAUGUUAUAAUAGUCCUGCCUCAUUCUGAUCCCACAGUGCGGCCGCUUGACAGGGGGAGGGAACAAGGCCUUGAGCCUAAGGAAAUGUUGCCUCCGGGAUUCAACGAUACUUCUGCCAUACUUCCCAACCCGCAAGACGCAUCUCUACCCGACCAUAGUGGGCUUGCGGCUCAGUCUUUGGCGGAGGAAACCACAAAAUCAAGCACCACCACCGACUUGCCAUCCGCUCAAGUACCGCCUUUCCCGGUCCUAGCGUCUCUGCCCUCGAAUCUUUCCAAUCACAGUCAAAUGUUUUACGAAGCCCAGGACCGCUGUACCGCAGAAGCUGCCGAUACGGAGGAUCUGGAGAGACCAGCGAUAGUUGACGUAGCAGCCGCUGGGGGUACGAAAGCUGACGCAAGUGCUGCGCCUGAUCUGGAGCGCCUACUUCCGAUGGAAAGGCAAGAACCAGCGCAGAACAACCGGCUACAAUCUCCAAUCCAUGCUGACGGGAUUGGGACGCCGCAUUCGCCGACUGAUCAUGCAUCAGGUGUACCACGUUCCGCAAAGGAGGAAGCUGGCAGAGGUAAACAAAGGGCAGCCUCUCCGGUCGGCACCACGAAGCCUGGGCGAGCUAAAGCUAAGAGACGGGCUGUGCCUGCGACCGAAGACACCCCAACUGGGCCAUCUCGAGGAACGAUCAAAUCGGCUUUGAAAGUCGCGAAGCCGACUGUUGCGAUCCAAGACAAGAUGGUUCGUUCCAAGUCAGCGAUGCCGGACGGAGAGCAGCAGCAACCUGGCGGAGAUGACGAACAUCGACCAGCCGCAAAAGACUCGGUAUCACCGAAGCUCUCACCGGCCUCCACCCCGAAAAGCAUCCUCAAAUCACGCCUGCAGCGCUCGACGAGAGCACCGCAACACUCCAACAACCGCGGCUCGUCAUCGAACAAGCAGGACGCACAACGACAGCGGUUGCUCGAAUUGGUCGAGAACCAUGACUUUGAUCUGGAUGCUGCCCUGGACGAAAUCAUAUCUGACCUGGGCACAUGGGACGCGGAAAAGGAAGCAAGAUUCGCGGCGGCGGCCGCUGCUACUGCUACGCCCACCGCGCGGCGCUAAGUAGCCAAGGAGGUUUUCUAUAUCACUGGGGAAGAGGGUGUCGGGUGGGUGUAC
Cladophialophora immunda is the source of this 2227-nucleotide messenger RNA. RefSeq lists its product as uncharacterized. The transcript has a single exon. NCBI's taxonomy places the organism in Eukaryota, Fungi, Ascomycota, Eurotiomycetes, Chaetothyriales, Herpotrichiellaceae. The record is from RefSeq and is a predicted model, not a curated record. Bases 134 to 2173 code for a protein of 679 amino acids.